CCCGCCACCUGUAUAUAAAAUCACCCUCUGUUCUUUCACUCCUUUUCACUAAUUUCCUUCCCAUUAAUGAUGAAGCUUAUCUCUUCCCUUGCUAUUGUGUUCUUUACCCUUUUUGCCUUCUUCCAGUUUGGCAGCGCUUCUGCCAAGCCAUUGGCGGAGGAGCCUACCAUCACCCACCAGGUAUUCUUUGAUGUCAACGAGGGCGACGAGUUCUUGGGCAGAAUUACCAUCGGGUUGUUCGGUGACGUUGUGCCAAAGACCGUAGAGAACUUCAGACAGUUGGCUAUCUCUGAAGAUCCUAAGUUCGGUUACACCCAGUCCAUCUUCCACAGAGUCAUCAAGAGCUUCAUGAUCCAGGGUGGUGACUUCACUCACGGCACCGGGAUCGGUGGCAAGUCCAUUUAUGGUAACAAGUUUGCGGAUGAAAAUUUCCAGUUGAAGCACGACAGACCGGGUAGAUUGUCCAUGGCCAACGCCGGCAAAAACACCAAUGGGUCCCAGUUCUUCUUGACUACCGUGGUCACUUCCUGGUUGGACGGCAAGCAUGUAGUUUUCGGGCAGGUCAUCGACGGGAUGGAUGUUGUCAAGGAUAUUGAGAGCACCAGGACCGCUCGCGGUGACAAGCCGCUCAAGGAUAUUAAGAUUGUCAAGUGUGGCGAGUUGCCUGUUGUCAAGGCCGAGCCAGUCGCCGACGUCGAAGACGUGGUCGAUACCAAGGACGAACUUUAGAAAGGCUUGGUAAGAAAAUCGACAGAGUAAAUUAUGUUGGAGAUAGUUAUGACGUAAUAUAUGUCUUUGUUAGGUAUGUUUAGGGAAUACAGCUCGGUCCUAAAUGCUCUCAAUCGUUUAAAAGGACAACCGGUUACAUUGCCAGCGUGAAAACUCAUUAACAAUUGAGAACUUGGCAAAUGCUCCAGCAGACCUGUUCAUGCCAACUAAAACGUAUAUUUCUAAUUUUUCUAAUCAUGGACCCACCCAUA
This is a messenger RNA of Babjeviella inositovora NRRL Y-12698, 980 nucleotides long. RefSeq names its product peptidylprolyl isomerase family protein (gene CYP5). The record is from RefSeq and is a predicted model, not a curated record. The transcript has a single exon. Lineage: Eukaryota; Fungi; Ascomycota; Pichiomycetes; Serinales. The coding region runs from base 70 to 729 and encodes 219 amino acids. Gene Ontology annotation, biological process: protein peptidyl-prolyl isomerization; protein folding. Gene Ontology annotation, molecular function: peptidyl-prolyl cis-trans isomerase activity. Gene Ontology annotation, cellular component: endoplasmic reticulum; fungal-type vacuole.